Messenger RNA from Strongylocentrotus purpuratus (purple sea urchin), 3198 nucleotides. RefSeq names its product zinc finger protein 420. Gene Ontology annotation, cellular component: nucleus. The record is from RefSeq and is a predicted model, not a curated record. The transcript has 6 exons. Lineage: Eukaryota; Metazoa; Echinodermata; Echinoidea; Camarodonta; Strongylocentrotidae. Gene Ontology annotation, molecular function: protein binding. Bases 160 to 3105 code for a protein of 981 amino acids.
CACGAAUGUAUACGUAUGGGACCAUUCGCGUACAUAGCCUACACGGAAAUUCAAUGAACUUCAAUUUCCCUUCCUCCGUCCUGGAAAACUGAUACAAUCAACAGAUAAAUGGGUGUUUAUUUCUGAGCUGCAUUAUUGGUGCCUUUGGGUAGCUGCAAAAUGGACUACCUUGACUACGACAACCAAAACCAGCCCUCUGGGCAACAACAGCAACCUCACAGCACAGCAUCCAUCCCCCACCAUCCCAACCACUCCCACCACCAACCGGCCAUGAACCACUCCUUCCCGCAACACCUGCAACUGCAGCCUGUCUCGCAGCAACACAGUGCUUACCUGCAACCCCACCACUCUCAGUCGUCUGCUGCUUCCACUGCUGCCAGUCCUCACCUCCAGCACCUGCCGCCACCUCAAGGAGGGUUGUCAGUGCCCUUCUUGCACCAUGGGGCUCCGCUUGGUUUUGCAUCUGUUCGUGGAGGAGAGGGAGGAACGGAGAGGAGUAUCUUGCACCGGGAUGUCCCGCCAAUAUCCCACCGAGUACAAGUCAGAGGCGUUCCACAGGUUAUGGAAAGCAUAUUCAGUUCAGUGAUUCAAGAAGGUGUCGACCCCUCCGUCGGCCAUCUUGAACCUCCCGCUCCAAGUUCUCUGGAACCAGAACCAUCCACCCCACAGCAACUCCCCUCACACUCAACAGCCACCCCUACUCAGCCCACCACUACCCCUACUCGGCCCGUCGCCACCCCCACCCAUCCCAGCAGGCCUCCUCUCUCUGAGAAGCCAGCCAGGAUCAUGGUCAAUGAUGGGAACCUACAAAGGAAUGCUGGUCAAAAACUUGGAAAGACAGGAAAUGCCAAGAAGCCAAUGCUGCAUGCGAUCCUGCCAGAAGGCUUCAGCUACCAGUUUGCAGACAAGGGUGGUCGCACCAUCCAAGGGGUGGUGGUGGACCGUUUCAUCCAGAAAUCUCAGUGGUUCGGUCCUUUCAACGGCACCUUGCUGGACGAGGAAGCCGGUCAAGACAUUGGCUCAACCUGGGAGCUGUGUCUCCAAGGCAACGUGUGGUUCUACCUGGACGGUAAGAACAAAAUCCACAACAACUGGUUGUACCACAUCAACCCUGCAAGGACCAGAGAAGAACAGAACCUAGAGGCCUUCCAGCACUACGGGGACAUCUACUUCAGAGCCCUGGACAACGUCCAACCCGGUACGGAACUCAAGGUCUUCUACUCUGAUGAAUACAUGGAGAAGAUAGGAUGUAGCGUGAAGCUGGAAGAUUUGGGAUAUGAUAAAGAGGCUGACUGUUUCAGAUGUCACCGGUGUGAAAGAACGUACAAUACAUCCAAGAGCAUGCUGCGGCACUUCAAGUACAGUCACUCCAAGGAGGACCAGACACCAAGCAGGAGUAGCAAUCUCAAGGAAAGGAUCAGCAAGAAGGCCAGAUUGAUGGAAUCACUGAAACAACCCUUGGAGGGACGGAGUCACCUGGAGCCUCCAGAGACAUCAUGGAGUAUAAGGGAACUGCUUUGUGACAAAGAAGAACAUUUUGUUUGCGUCACGUGCGGCAAGCAUUUUCCGACAAACGGUCGUCUCAAGGCCCAUGAACGGUUCCACGAGAGCACCUGCGAGAAGUUUGAGUGUGACAUGUGCGGUGCUGUCUUCAAGACGUCACUUUCGCUGAUGAGGCACAAGAAGAUCCACACAGAGAUCCAGUUUAAGUGCACCUUGUGCUUCAAGAAGUACACCUGUCGCUCCCACCUGUCCCGACACAUGCAUACUGCGCAUGGGUUCGAGAGGGUGAGAGGGAAAAUCCUGUGCAUGGGUUGUUCGAGGAAGUUUCUCCUGGAGGAUGAUAUGUUGAAACAUCUCAAGAGUUGUAAGGGGCUUCAGACAGUGAUGAAGGAGAGAACCCAGGUAUCCUCGGAAGACGAUGACAACGGUACCUCCAGCAGAGGUGAGGAAGGGUUGGACCCAGACGAAGAUCAAAGGAACACGGCUAAAUCAUUGGAAAGGCAUGGGAAGGUCCAUGCCGAUCGGGAGAGUGAGUGUACCUUAUGCCACAAGCAUUACAGCUCUCGUUCGCACCUGUCCCGACACAUGCAUACUGUACAUGGCUUUGAGCGGGUGAGAGGGAAAAUUGUCUGCAUGGGGUGUUCGAAGAUGUUUUGUCUGGAAGAGAAUAUGUCACAGCAUCUUCGGCGCUGUAAGGGACUCCGGGAGCUCCUCAAGAGGAAGAAGAACCUACGCAAGAUAUCAAGCAACUCUGAUGAUGAUGAUGAUGAUGGGUUUAUCCCCAAUGAGGAAGAGGAAAGCUGUGGAGUGUUGAAAGCAUUGGAAGGUCCUGAUAGGGCUAUGGGUCAGUCAACUAUGGGUGAUUUGAACGAGACGGAAACGUUUGGUGUUGAGACAAACAGACAAGGAGAGGAUAGUAAAGGGAGGGUGAUUGAUAUGUUGGGGGUUCGUUCGUUUCAGGACGCUUCCAAACCCUUCAAGUGUAGCUACUGCACCAAGAGAUUCCUCACCAAGAAUAGGUUGCUUCGCCACAAGCACAACAGGCAUCCUAAAAGCUCCGUCUUCAAAUGUGAUCACUGCGACCAGACGUUCCCUUACAAGCAUCGACUGCUGAAACACCUGCCCACGCACAACAAGGACAAGCGGUACAAGUGCCAGCUCUGCCCUCGCAGCUUCGCAUCGGAGAUUGCCCUCUCAAACCACCAGGAGGAGCACACCGACGCAAGGCCCCACAAAUGCGAGCCGUGCAUUAGGGCGUUCCGGACACGAAAGCUCCUUCUGAGCCACAACAGAAGGAUACAUGCUGUCCGGGAGAUGCGCUUCGCUUGCUCGUUUUGCGACAAGAAGUUCCCGGAGAGGACCAACCUCGUCCUCCACGAGCGCCGUCACAAGGGUAUACGACCCCAUGUUUGUUUGGCGUGUGGGAAGGCGUUUACGAGUAAACAUUGUCUCAUUACUCAUAUGAGGAUACAUACUGGCGAGAAGCCUUUCAAAUGUAACUUAUGCGGGAAAUGCUUUCCGUUAAAUCAUCAUCUUGAACAACAUCUGAUGUCUCAUUCUCGUCAGGGAAAUGCAAAUUACGCGGGAAAUGCUUCCCCGUAAAGGUAAUACAAAGUUUUGGGAUGGCGUCAUGAAUUUGGUUAAAAAUGAACAUAUUGGAUCCUACAAUAUUCAGUGAUCAUUGUCGCGGUUGAA